This is a messenger RNA of Nerophis lumbriciformis (worm pipefish), 1397 nucleotides long. NCBI's taxonomy places the organism in Eukaryota, Metazoa, Chordata, Actinopteri, Syngnathiformes, Syngnathidae. The record is from RefSeq and is a predicted model, not a curated record.
UUCUUAGCGAUUCAAAACAUUGAGUUUUAGUGUGAAAAGCAUAACCCGGAAGUAUAUGUCAACCAGCGUCUGAAGCCAGCUGGUGUAACACGCUGCCAAAUGAAAGUUGUCUAUGUCAGUAAGUCUCCACGCCAGCGUCGUCACUCGCUUCCACUUCCACUCCCUCUUUUCGGGACACUUUGAACAACAAAAAAAGGUCCCUUCCGUCUCCUCAGCCACCAUAAUGUCGGGACACGGACACGGCCAUGGCCAUCACGACCACGGCUGCAGCUGCGAGGGCUCCCAUGAGCCCGCCGAGAGAGGCGUCGAGUACGGCCUGUAUCAGCGGAUCGACCUGGACAAGAUGCAGUGUCUGAACGAGAGCAGGGACGGCGACGGCAGGCUGGUGUUCAAGCCGUGGGACCAGCGGAAAGACCGAGACAAGUACGUGGAAAGUGACGCCGAUGAAGAGCUGCUGUUCAAUAUUCCUUUCACAGGUAGCGUCAAGCUGAAAGGAGUCAUCAUCUCUGGGGAGGACGACGGCUCACACCCGGCAGAGAUACGACUGUACAAGAACAUCCCUCACAUGUCUUUUGACGACACUGGCAGAGAACCAGAACAAGCCUUCAGACUCAACCGAGACCCGGACGCUCAGCUGGAGUACCCAACAAAAAUUGCUCGUUUUUCCAACGUCCAGCACCUGUCCAUCCAUAUCUCCAAGAACUUCGGAGACGAGAACACCCGUAUCUACUACAUCGGCCUGAGAGGGGAAUACUCGGAGGCUCACAGGCACGAAGUGACUAUCUGCAACUACGAGGCGGCAGCCAACCCUGCAGAUCACAAAGUGGAGAGCAUCAUCCCACAGACCAACUUCAUCUCUUGAAGUGUCACAGGGAAGAAAGGAGGAGGAGGCGGCGGCCAUCGACGGGCACAAAGAUGCUUUUGUCGCCGCCUGCGUCGGCGGGCUGCCGACACGUGACGACCGCCACGCUACAGGCGACGCCCUGAUCCUGACCGAGUGUCGCUUUUCUUUCCUUGGCAGUGAAGGCUUGAUGAACCGGGAUAUAAGACUUUGUAGUCACGGCUGAAAUAAAACACGGAGCGCUAACGCAUUUCUUUGCUGACCCAGGGUCAGAUCUCUGCAAGUUCUUCCUGCGUUUUCUUCAGGUACACUUCCUCCCACAUCCCCGAAACAUGCAGGUCUUCAAAAGGAGGUCCGCGACCCCCAGGGGGUCUGCAGUGGUACUGCAGGGGGGGAUCGUGACAAUUUUUGUUAAGUUAGACUUUUUUGUUUUGUUUUUUUAAAUGUUUAUAUUCCCAAUUUUUCCAACACACUAGUGUGUUUAUACGUGGCAGUGGCAUGGACCCCCUCCUCACUGUACCUUGCAGCUUUCAAAUAAAAACCAUGAGUAGAUAAA